Pochonia chlamydosporia 170 is the source of this 1137-nucleotide messenger RNA. Its product is annotated as aminoglycoside phosphotransferase. Lineage: Eukaryota; Fungi; Ascomycota; Sordariomycetes; Hypocreales; Clavicipitaceae. The record is from RefSeq and is a predicted model, not a curated record. The transcript has a single exon. Bases 1 to 1137 code for a protein of 378 amino acids.
AUGACACCCUCAGACCUCCCACCCAUCGACGCCAAAACCAUCACCACCCUCCUCACCUCUCUCGCUCUCCCAACACCCACCACCAUAACGCCCCUCCAAGUAACCGCCGACUUCCACACCAUCUACCUCAUCACCUACACAUCUCCCCCGGUAUCAAUCGCCCUUCCCACCUCUCCAGACGGCAUCACGCUCAUCCUCCGCAUAUCAGGCACCCACGUCCCGCACAUCAAAACAAUGAACGAAGUAGCCAUCAUGACAUGGCUCCAACGACAUACAUCCAUCCCAGUACCCCGCAUCAUCCACCACGACACUACUACUCACAACAUCUUAGGUCGCGAAUUCACUCUUUUAGAGAGAAUUCCCGGCCAGAGCAUCGACAAGCUAUACCCCAGUUUAAGCGAGGACAUCAAAGUGAAGCUGGUGGACCAACUUAUCGACAUGCUGGUCGAAGUAAACGCCCAUUCGUGGCAGCACAUCGGUGGACUCCAACUUAUAAAUGGUGAAAUCACGCCCGGUCCUUUAUUAGAAGAUACGUUUUGGUUCACGCCAGAUAUCCAGAAAUACUUUCCCGGCGAAUCUUUCCACACACUGAAUCCGCUUGGCCCGUACUCUUCUCAUGCGGAUUUCAUAACCGGCUAUAUCGACGCGUUCAUACGUGCCAUGCAACAUGACUCUCUCGCAUGGAUGAGAGAUAUCAUCCCCCGACUAGACAAACUGAAAGCAAAAGCGCCUGAACUGAACCUAACCAGCAGACUUAUCCUAGCACACAAGGAUCUACACUUUGCAAAUAUCAUGGCCACGCAAGAUGGCCAAAUAACAGGCAUUCUGGACUGGGAAUUCGCAGGCAUAGUCCCCUCCGUGCGAUGGGACCCCGUGCGCGCGUUCCUCUGGAGCGGGACGUAUUCCCGGGACGCGCAGGACGAAAAGACGCGACUACGCAGCAUAUUCGAAGCACAACUCGAGAGGAGGGGCAUACAAAAGUGGUGGGAGGAGGGGGGUGAGGAUGUAGAGAAUGUGUGGGAGGUGGUCCGGUUUAUGAGGGCGAUUGUGGAGGUUUGUCCGAGGGGGGAAAAGGAGGAGCAGAGUAGGGCUUGGAGAGGAUCUGUUGAGACUGCAUUGACAAAGCUUGGUGUUUAG